AUGGGUCUAUUAUUAUCAUGGUUUAAUUUUCUUGUCUACAUUCGAUGUAUACCAAUAAUUGGUAUAUAUGUUGUAAUGCUAGAAGUUAUUUCAAAAAAAUUUGUACGUUUUCUACCGGUUCUUCUUGUAAUUAUAAGUGGUUUUGGUUUUACAUAUUAUGCUUUACUUCAAAAUCAAGAAGUUUAUUCAACACCAGUAUUAUCAUUAAUUAAAACAAGUUUAAUUAUGUUCGAAAUGAAUUUUGAUGAUAGAAUCUAUAAACAAUCUGAAGGUGGUAUAAAUUAUUAUCUAGCUACAUUUCUACUUUUUAUUCUUACUGGUUAUGUCAUGAGUGUAUUUGUUAUUAAUUUAUUAAUUGGUUUGGCUGUUGGUGAAAUUCCAACAUUAGUUCAACAAGGUACACUUCUUCAAAGUCGUAUUUAUUAUGAUACAUUAUCUGAUUAUGAAAUACUUCGUUUACAAAUACGUUCCGUAAUACUAUGGAUAUUAUCACAUACAUGUUGUUGUUGUUCAUCAUCAUUUAGACAUAAAUUAUAUCGUCUUGUUGAUCGAUCAUUUUUACAUCAACAUCCUAUUUUAUUUCAAACAAAAGAUCGAAAAGAAAAUAAUGUACUAGAACGUAUUGGUCAAUAUCUAAAAAAGAAUGUUUUAAAUGAACAAAUACAAGAAAGUGUUGAUGAAGAAGUUAAACAACAAUUUGAAAAAAGAAAAAAAACAAAAGGUCAACGAGCUGAUAAUGAUGAACAGCAAGAACAAAAAGAAUUAGCUAAUUUAAAAAGUAAAAAAGGACCUAAAUCAUAA
Messenger RNA from Rotaria sp. Silwood2, 801 nucleotides. The record is from the annotation of a GenBank genome assembly. NCBI's taxonomy places the organism in Eukaryota, Metazoa, Rotifera, Eurotatoria, Philodinida, Philodinidae.